This is a messenger RNA of Poeciliopsis prolifica (blackstripe livebearer), 2007 nucleotides long. It is a transcript of the gene rundc3aa, whose product is annotated as RUN domain containing 3Aa. Bases 167 to 1480 code for a protein of 437 amino acids. The record is from RefSeq and is a predicted model, not a curated record. The transcript is spliced from 11 exons. Lineage: Eukaryota; Metazoa; Chordata; Actinopteri; Cyprinodontiformes; Poeciliidae. Gene Ontology annotation, cellular component: cytosol.
UAGCUUUCCGUUAGUUCUCCUCCGUAGAGCCGCAGCAGCAGAAGCAUCCGCGGCUCCCCCCGCUGAGGACUCCAGGUACUUUAAGGACUUGGGCCCGGCGAAGGGAGAGGUCCCGGCCUCCUGGGUGCGGACCCCGAAGAAGGCCUCGGGUCGGGUCCGCCGCUGGAUGGAGUCCGGCUGCGUCCAGACAGCAAUGGCUCUGGGUCUGACAUCGAAGAAGGCGUCUGCGCGGAGCAUCGCGGUGGAGCGGAAGAACCUCAUCACGGUCUGCAGAUUUUCUGUGAAAACUCUUCUAGAAAAGUACACAGCAGAGCCUAUAGAUGAUUCAUCUGAGGAGUUUAUUAACUUUGCUGCUAUUUUAGAGCACAUCCUCAGCCACCGCUUCAAAGGUAACACAGCAGGCUCAGGGAGUUGGUUCAGCUCCGAUGGACAGCGCAGUUUCUGGGAGUACAUCCGGCUGGCGUGCAGCAAGGUGCAGAACAACUGCAUCGCCAGCAUCGAGAACAUCGAGAACAUCAGCACGUCCCGAGCCAAGGGCCGGGCGUGGAUCAGAGUGGCUCUGAUGGAGAAGCGUCUGUCUGAAUAUGUGUCCACGGCUCUGAGGGACACCAGAACAACCAGGAGGUUCUAUGACGAUGGAGCCAUUAUGCUGAGGGAGGAAGCCACCGUCCUGACUGGGAUGCUGAUUGGACUGAGCGCCAUCGACUUCAGUUUUUGCUUGAAAGGAGAAGCUCUGGAUGGGAAAUGCCCAGCUGUGAUCGACUACACGCCGUACUUGAAGUUCACUCAGAGCUACGACUACCUGAGCGAUGAGGAGGACCGGCGCAGCGUGGACAGCAGCAACAGUGAGGAGAGCGUCCCUGAGCAUCCCUACAUCCCUCUGGUGACCGACGAGGAAAGCUGGAGCAACAAGUGCCGCAAGAUGGAGCAAAGAUUUAAGAUCGUCUACGCCCAGAAGGGGUAUCUGGAGGAGCUGGUGCGCCUGCGGGAGUCGCAGCUGAAGAACGUGGAGACGGACAACAAGCGUCUCCGAGCCAAGGUGGAGGAGCUGGCGCUGCAGGGCCAGCAGGAGAAGAAGGAGCUGGAGGCCAUCGUGUUGGAGCUGCAGGCUCAACUCGCUGCCCUCAUGCCUUGUGACUCCUCCCAUCUGGCUAAAGAUCUCGCCAUCCCACUCGUCAACCAGUGGUCCACCAUCACAAACAACCAAGGUGAUGUCAAGCUGUUCCGCAGGAGGAGUUUCCAUAGCCUGGAUCAACUUUCUCCUCAGGUCAGUCUGAACUCCGACUCCCAGAAGACGGAUGGGAGGCAGAACGGAGAUGCUGCCUGGACCUCAGCGGGAAAAGACAACACUCCCUCCAUGCUGGGGCUGUGCGGCUCGCUGGCCUCCUUACCGAGCUCCAAGUCUUUGGCGAGCCUGAAGUCCAGCGAGUGUUUGGUGAACAUCAGCACUGAGCCCAGCCCUGCGCUCUCUCCCAGCUAGGAGCCGCGGAGCAACACCUUAACCGCCCCCUAAGCGAUGCUGCGUCCAACAAAACCUGCUACAUUCCCAUGUUUUUUCCCUCAUAUUCUGUUAUUUCACACCAACCCACACAUCCAAAAAUCAUGCAAAACAUCUGUUUACCUCUUCUCUUUUUUUAAAUAUUAGUAUUAUUGCCGCGGCUUUGUCUGUGUUUGCCUGUUUUGUUGCAUUAUCAUGUGAAAAGUGUAACCAAAACAGCACAAGAAGGUGAUUUUAAGGGUAAUAUUAAGACAUGUGGAUGUCAGGAUACACUCAGCAGUAUUUUCUAAAUAGCAUGACUGAAUGAAACCGGCUGAAAAUCCGCUGACUGCAUUAAAUCCUGGUUUUAAUUCUUUAACACCACAAACAUCUCCAGUGUUCAUUGGUUUUAUACAGAUAUAAGCUGCUGCAAACGUUUUGACCAGCUAGUUUCCAGUCCAGCAGGAUUUUCUUCCCAUUUGUUUACAGUUUGAAUUUUCUCUGUUGCAAUAAACUGCCUUUUUCCAUUA